Messenger RNA from Calliphora vicina (urban bluebottle blowfly), 11986 nucleotides. RefSeq names its product sushi, von Willebrand factor type A, EGF and pentraxin domain-containing protein uif (gene uif). The transcript has 13 exons. Gene Ontology annotation, biological process: Notch signaling pathway. The record is from RefSeq and is a predicted model, not a curated record. Gene Ontology annotation, molecular function: calcium ion binding; Notch binding. The coding region runs from base 149 to 10915 and encodes 3588 amino acids. Lineage: Eukaryota; Metazoa; Arthropoda; Insecta; Diptera; Calliphoridae.
AAAAACUCUGUACAACAAAUCUACACAACAUUUAAUGGAAUAUUAUUUAAUUUCUCUAAGCUAAAUACCUUGAAGUUAUAUUACAAUUGAUCAAUUGCAAAUAGAAAACGUAUAAAAGAAAAAGGUUUCAAUUUUAAGAAGCUGUGUCAUGGGAGGCUUGACGGCGGCCAGUUUAAAAUGGCUGUCCGCUUUCAUAUGUGUAGUUUUAAUAUUCGCCUGCAAAGUAAAAGCUGCUGAUGAUGUUUUUUCAUGUCCAAAUGGUUGGGAAUUACGUGGUUUACAUUGUUAUAAAUAUUUUAAUAUAAAACAUUCUUGGGAGAAAAGUGCUGAAUUAUGUAGAAGGUAUGGCGCUGAGUUGGUGGCCAUUGACACAUUUGCCGAAAAUAAUGAUACAUUAACGAUAGCCCGCUCCAAUGAUCCCAAUCAUAGGGCCUCCGAUAAAUAUUGGCUGGGUUUGGCCUCUUUGGAUGAACUGAGAACCAAUACCUUGGAAUCGGCUUCGGGAGCUUUAAUCUCACAAUACUCGGGUUUCUGGUCUUUACAUCAACCCGAUCCUAUGUCUGGUGAAUGUGUAGCAGCCACAUUUGCUUCCACAUUCCAAUCUUGGGAUUUGGGCACCUGCGAAAGUUUAUUGCCCUUCAUGUGCCGUUCCUCGGCUUGUCCGGCCAACUCUAUACACUGUGCCAAUGGCAAGUGCAUCAAUCAAAGUUUCAAGUGUGAUGGCUCUGAUGAUUGUGGUGAUGGUUCUGAUGAAUUGGAUUGUGCCGCUCAGUGUCACUAUCAUAUGCAGUCGGGUGGUGAUGUCAUAGAGAGUCCUAAUUAUCCUCAUAAGUACGGUGCUCUCUCCAAAUGCAAAUGGACUUUGGAAGGUCCCUUGGGCAGCAAUAUUAUUUUGCAGUUCCAGGAUUUCGAAACGGAAAAAACUUUUGAUACUGUGCAGAUUUUGGUAGGCGGACGCACGGAAGACAAAUCGGUUUCAUUGGCCACUUUGAGUGGUAAGCAGGACUUAACUACUCAACCUCUAGUCUCGGCCUCGAAUUUCAUGAUUGUUAAAUUCACCACUGAUGGCAGUGUGGAACGUAAGGGUUUCCGUGCCACCUGGAAAACUGAAGCUAAAAGCUGUGGUGGCACUUUGAAGGCCACUCUGCAACGUCAAACCUUAACCAGUCCCAAUUAUCCCAAACAAUAUCCCGGCGGUUUGGAGUGCCUUUAUAUUAUUAAGGCUCAAGCUGGUCGCAUAAUUUCCAUUGAAGUCGAUGAUUUGGAUAUAAAUGAGGGUCGCGAUUAUCUGCUUAUACGUGAUGGUGAAUCACCCAUGAGUCGUCCCAUUGCUAAACUUACCGGCAAAACCAGCAACAAUGAUAAGGUUAUUAUCUCCACCGGCAGUGCUUUGUAUUUGUAUUUCAAGUCCAGCUUGGGAGAUUCUGGCAAGGGUUUCAGUUUGAGAUAUAUACAAGGUUGCAAGGCCACUAUUACAGCUCGUAAUGGCACCGUAACUUCACCCGCUUUCGGUCUGGCUGACUAUCCCAAGAACCAGGAGUGUUUCUUUACCAUACGCAACAGCAUGGGCUCGCCUUUGUCUUUGAAGUUUGACAAGUUUAUUGUACACAAAAGCGAUAAUGUUCAGGUGUUUGAUGGUUCGUCUACCUCAGGUCUUCGUUUGCAUUCGGGUAAUGGUUUUACCGGCACCACAGCACCAAAACUUACCCUAACCGCUUCCUCCGGAGAAAUGCUUAUCAAAUUUACUUCCGAUGCUUUGCAUAAUGCUGCUGGAUGGUCUGCUACCUUCUCAGCUGAUUGCCCCGAGUUGAAACCUGGUAUUGGUGCUUUGGCCUCCAGCCGUGAUACUGCUUUUGGCACAGUUGUUACCUUUACUUGUCCCAUAGGCCAGGAGUUUGCCACCGGCAAAAGUAAAAUCGUUACUGAAUGUAUGAAGGGUGGUAACUGGAGUGUGUCCUAUAUACCCAAAUGUCAAGAGGUAUAUUGCGGUCCUGUACCCCAAAUAGACAAUGGCUUCUCAAUUGGCUCAUCAAAUGUCACCUAUCGCGGUGUAGCCAUGUAUCAAUGUUAUGCUGGUUUUACAUUUAGCACUGGAGCUCCCAUUGAAAAGAUCUCCUGUUUGCCCGAUGGCCGCUGGGAACGUAAACCCACUUGCAUGGCUUCCCAAUGUCCUCCCUUGCCUGAAGUGCCACAUGCUAAUGUUACGCUCUUAAAUGGUGGUGGUCGUAGCUACGGCACCAUUGUUCAAUUUGAAUGUGAACCUGGCUAUGAACGCAAUGGUCAUCCAGUCUUAAUAUGCAUGUCCAAUGGUACCUGGAGUGGUGAUACACCACGUUGCUCCCGCAAACGUUGCUUCGAAUUCCCCAAGAUUGAAAAUGGUUUUGUGGUUGAUUCCGAUCGUCCCUACUACUUCGCGGAUGAUGCUAGAGUUCAGUGUUUUAAGGGUUACAAGCUAAUUGGCAGCAAUAUUAUUCGUUGCAAUACUGAUCAAGUUUUCGAAAAUCCUCCUACCUGCGAAGAUAUCAAUGAAUGUACAUCAACCCAAUGUGAUUUGGCAACUACAGAAUGUGCAAAUACAGCUGGUUCCUUCCAUUGCAAGUGUCGCUCUGGCUUUGCUCCUACAACUGAGUGUCGUCCAGUAGGUGAUUUGGGUCUUAGCAAUGGUGGUGUUCCUGACGAGAGUAUUAUGACUUCACCCAGUGAAGAAGGUUUUUCAAAGGGCAUGGUACGCUUAACAUCAGGCGGUUGGUGUGGCGCUUCUGCUGAACCUGGAGCAAAUUGGAUUUUGAUUGAUCUCAAAGCACCCACUAUUUUGCGUGGUUUCCGUACCACCUCGGUUCAGCGCAUUGAUGGCAAUAUUGCCUUUACCUCGGCUGUAAGACUUCAAUACAGUGAUGAUUUGACCGAUAGUUUCAAAGAUUAUACCAAUCCCGAUGGCACUGCCGUAGAAUUUAGAAUCCUCGAACCUACCCUAUCAAUUCUGAACCUUCCUAUGCCCAUUGAAGCCCGCUAUGUUCGUUUCCGCAUUCAAGAUUAUGUUGGUGCUCCCUGCAUACGCAUGGAGGCUAUGGGCUGUACUCGUCUUGAUUGUGUAGACAUCAACGAAUGCUCCAAGAAUAAUGGUGGAUGUGAUCAAAAGUGUGUCAAUUCUCCCGGAAGUUUUGCUUGUGCUUGUAAUACUGGCUAUCAACUUUAUACCACCAAUAAUACUGCUGGCUUCCCUGUUGAGAAAUCAGAAACUGGCGAACGUGAUGGCGAUAUCUAUCAACGUAAUAAGACCUGUGUACCCGUCAUGUGCCCAACUCUCUUGGAACCAGAAAAUGGUAAACUGUUAACCGAUAAAAAUGAUCAUCAUUUUGGUGAUAUUGUCAAGUUCCAGUGUAAUUUCGGUUACAUAAUGCAAGGCAGUUCAUCAUUGUUGUGCUUAUCGAGUGGUCAAUGGAAUGGCACAGUACCCGAGUGUAAUUAUGCCAAAUGCGUUUCAUUGCCUGAUGACAAAUUGGAAGGCUUAUCCGUAGUUCGCCCUGAACCUGAAUCUGUUUUGGUGCCAUUCCGCGAUAAUGUUACUAUUACUUGCAACUCUGCUGGUCGUCAGUUAAGAUCUACUGCCUCAUCUGGAUUCCGUCAAUGUGUUUACGAUCCCAAACCUGGUCUACCCGAUUACUGGUUAUCUGGUUCUCAACCAUCUUGUCCUCGUGUAGAUUGUUAUGACCCUAUGCCAACACCUGGCGCUGAAUAUGGCCAAUUUGUUGAUACCCGUUUCCAAAGCAAUUUCUUCUUUGGUUGCCAAAACACCUUCAAAUUAGCUGGUCAAACUUCUCAUCACGACAAUGUUGUACGUUGUCAAUCUGAUGGUAUUUGGGACUUUGGAGAUUUGCGUUGUGAAGGCCCCGUUUGUGAAGAUCCUGGUCGUCCCAGUGAUGGUCGUCAAAUUGCCAAGAGCUAUGAACAGGGAUCUGAAGUAUUCUUUGGCUGCAACCGUCCCGGUUAUAUUCUUAUUAAUCCAAGACCUAUUACCUGUAUGCGUGAGCCAGAGUGCAAAGUCAUCAAGCCUUUGGGUUUGACUUCAGGAAAAAUACCAGAUUCUGCCAUUAAUGCCACCUCAGAGCGUCCCAACUAUGAAGCCAAAAAUAUUCGUCUCAACUCAGCUACUGGUUGGUGUGGCAAGCAAGAAGCUUUCACUUAUGUCAGUGUAGAUUUGGGUCAAAUCUAUCGUGUUAAGGCCAUUCUUGUCAAGGGUGUUGUAACCAACGAUAUUGUUGGUCGUCCCACCGAAAUUCGUUUCUUCUACAAACAAGCCGAAAAUGAAAACUAUGUGGUUUAUUUCCCCAACUUUAACUUGACCAUGCGUGAUCCUGGUAAUUAUGGUGAACUUGCCAUGAUAACUCUGCCAAAAUAUGUGCAAGCCCGCUUUGUUAUCUUGGGUAUUGUCAGUUAUAUGGACAAUGCUUGUUUGAAAUUUGAAUUGAUGGGCUGUGAAGAACCCAAAAAGGAACCAUUGCUAGGUUAUGAUUAUGGUUACUCACCUUGUGUUGACAACGAACCACCCAUUUUCCAAAAUUGUCCUCAACAACCCAUCAUUGUAAAACGUGAUGAUAAUGGCGCUAUACUGCCUGUCAAUUUCACGGAACCUACUGCUGUCGAUAAUUCGGGUUCAAUUGCUCGUUUGGAAGUUAAACCUCAAAACUUUAAGACACCUUCGUAUAUUUUCAAGGAUACAGUUGUGAAAUAUGUGGCAUUCGAUUACGAUGGCAAUGUGGCCAUUUGUGAAAUUAAUAUAACAAUUCCCGAUGUCACUCCACCACUAUUGCAAUGUCCUCAAAGUUAUGUUAUUGAGUUGGUGGAUCGCCAGGAAAGCUAUGAUGUCAACUUUAACGAUACUCGCAAACGUAUCAAGACCUCUGAUGAGUCAGGUGAAGUGCGUUUGACUUUCACACCAGAACGUGCAAGAAUUACCAUUGGAGCUUUUGAAAAUGUUACUGUUACCGCUACAGAUAAGUUCAACAACAAGGCCUUCUGUAACUUCCAAGUCUCAGUGCAAGCUUCUCCCUGUGUUGACUGGGAACUACAACCUCCGGCAAAUGGUGCCAUUAACUGUUUACCUGGAGAUAGUGGCAUCGAGUGUAUAGCUACUUGUAAAUCUGGUUUCCGCUUUACAGAUGGAGAACCUAUUAAGACCUUUUCUUGCGAAACAUCACGCUUAUGGAAGCCUACAUCGGUUGUACCUGAUUGUGUGUCAGAAAAUACUGAACAAGCUGAUUACCAAGUAACUGCCUCGGUGACAUAUCGUGCUAAUGGUGCUGUUGCUCAAUCUUGUCUUGGCAAAUAUCAGGAUGUAUUGUCUCAACAUUAUGCCGGCCUUAAUCAACUACUUUCGCAACGUUGCUCAGCUGUUAAUGUUAACAUGAAUGUUACUUUCCUGAAGUCAGUGCCCAGUUUAUUGGAUGAAAAUGUUGUUAACAUGGACUUUAUAUUGUCGAUCUUACCAGCCAUCAGACAACCACAAUUGUAUGCACUUUGUGGUUCCACUUUGAAUUUGAUUUUCGACUUGAGUGUUCCAUAUGCCAGUGCUGUUAUCGAUUCUCUCUUGAACAUUUCCAAUAUUGGCAAUCAAUGUCCCCCACUUCGUGCUUUGAAGAGUAAUAUUUCUCGUGGCUUUACUUGUAGUGUGGGUGAAGUUUUGAAUAUGGAUACCAGCGAUGUACCCAGAUGUUUACAUUGUCCUGCUGGUACUUAUGUAGCUGUUGGCCAAAAUAUCUGCACAUACUGCCCACGUGGUUACUAUCAGAAUCGUGACCGUCAAGGAACCUGCCUACGUUGUCCUGCUGGAACUUAUACCAAAGAAGAAGGAUCAAAAUCUUUGAAUGAUUGUGUGCCGGUAUGCGGUUAUGGUACCUAUUCUCCUACUGGUUUAGUACCCUGUUUGGAAUGUCCUCGCAAUUCAUUUACCACCGAUCCUCCAACUGGUGGCUUCAAAGACUGCCAAGCCUGUCCUCAAAACAUGUUCACCUUCCAACCUGCCGCUUCUAACAAAGACUUAUGUAGACAAAAGUGUGCUCCUGGUACUUACUCAUCGACCGGCCUAGCUCCUUGUUCACCUUGUCCAGUUAAUUUCUACCAGAGCAAUGUUGGCUCACAAACCUGUAACGAAUGUCCUUCGAACAUGCGCACCGAUGGUCCUGGUACUAAAGGUCGUGAAGAAUGUAAACCUGUUAUUUGUGGAGAAGGAGCCUGUCAACAUGGAGGUCUGUGUGUGCCAAUGGGACAUGGAGUUCAAUGUUUCUGUCCAGCCGGCUUUUCUGGUAAACGCUGCGAAAUCGAUAUCGAUGAAUGUGCUUCACAACCUUGUUAUAAUGGUGGCUCAUGUACUGAUUUACCACAAGGUUAUCGCUGCGAUUGUCCAGCUGGAUACUCUGGUAUCAAUUGUCAGGAGGAAGUAAGUGAUUGCUCGGAAAAUACCUGCCCAGCUCGUGCAAUGUGCAAGAAUGAACCAGGCUUCAAAAACUUUACUUGUCUGUGCCGCAGUGGCUACACUGGUGAAGAUUGUGAUGUCACUAUUGAUCCUUGCACUGCCAAUGGAAAUCCCUGCUCAAAUGGUGCCAGCUGUAAGGCUUUGCAACAAGGUCGUUACAAAUGUGAAUGUUUACCAGGUUGGGAAGGUUUCAAUUGUGAAACAAAUAUAGAUGAUUGUGCCGAAAAUCCAUGUCUUUUGGGUGCAAACUGUACGGAUUUGGUUAAUGAUUUCCAAUGCGCAUGUCCUCCUGGCUUUACGGGCAAACGUUGCGAAGAGAAGAUAGACUUGUGUCUGUCGGAACCCUGCAAACAUGGUACUUGUGUGGACCGUCUGUUUGAUCAUGAGUGUGUGUGUCAUCCUGGAUGGUCUGGUCCAUCAUGUGAUAUUAAUAUAGAUGAUUGUGCUGAUCGCCCUUGUGCUAACGAUGGAACUUGUGUUGAUUUGGUGAAUGGCUAUAGUUGUACUUGUGAACCUGGUUACACCGGCAAGAAUUGCCAGCAUACAAUUGAUGAUUGUGAAUCGAACCCUUGUCAAAAUGGAGCUACCUGUGUUGAUCAAUUGGAUGGUUUUACUUGCAAGUGCCGUCCAGGCUAUGUCGGUUUAAGCUGUGAAGCUGAAAUUGAUGAGUGCUUAAGUGAUCCUUGCAAUCCAGUGGGCACAGAACGUUGCUUGGAUUUGGACAAUAAAUUCGAAUGCGUUUGUAGAGAUGGUUUCACUGGUGAACUCUGCGAAACAGACAUUGAUGAUUGCGCCAGCAAUCCCUGUAUGAAUAAUGCCCAAUGCCGUGAUCGUGUUGGAGGAUUCGACUGUGUGUGUCAAGAAGGCUGGAGUGGUUUGCAUUGUGAAACACAAAUCACCACAUGUAAUACCGUGCUGCCUUGUCAAAACAAUGCCAACUGUAUCGAUUUGUUCCAAGACUACUUCUGCGUUUGUCCUAGUGGCACUGAUGGUAAAAACUGCGAAACUGCUCCAGAACGUUGUAUUGGUAAUCCAUGUAUGCAUGGUGGUAAAUGUCAAGAUUUUGGCUCUGGCUUGAACUGUACCUGCCCCAUGGACUAUUCGGGUAUUGGUUGUCAAUAUGAAUUCGAUGCCUGUGAUGCUAAUGUUUGCCAAAAUGGAGCCACUUGCAUUGAUAUUGGUGAAGGUUAUACAUGUGCCUGUCCUAAAGGAUUUACUGGCAAGAACUGCGAAGAAGAUAUCAUUGACUGCAAAGACAAUUCAUGUCCUCCUGGCGCCACCUGUGUCGAUUUAACCAACGGCUUCUAUUGUCAAUGUCCUUUCAAUAUGACCGGAGACGAUUGCCGCAAGACAAUUCAAGUUGACUAUGAUCUUUACUUCAGUGAUGCUUCACGUUCUACUGCUGCUCAAGUUGUACCCUUCUUUACGGGUGAAUCUUCCAGCCUUACAAUUGCCAUGUGGGUACAAUUUGCUCAAAAGGAUGAUACUGGAAUCUUUUUCACCUUGUAUGGUGUGGAAUCUCCCAAUAUGGCCAGCAAUCGUCGCCUUAUGUUACAAGCUCAUUCCAGUGGUGUACAAGUUUCUUUGUUCGCUGACUUCCAAGAUGUAUUCCUUUCCUUUGGCGAAUAUACUUCGGUCAAUGAUGGCCAAUGGCAUCAUGUAGCUAUUGUAUGGGAUGGAGUCACCGGUCAGUUGCAGCUUAUUACCGAAGGUCUUAUCGCCAGCAAGGUAGAAUAUGCUCAAGGUCAUGCAUUGCCACAAUUCUUGUGGUCUGUGCUCGGUCGUCCACAACCUGAUGAUUCGAAAUAUGCUGUAUCUUAUUCGGAAACUGGCUUCCAAGGAACUGUUACCAAAGCUCAGGUAUGGGCUCGUGCCUUAGAUAUUACUUCGGAAAUCCAGAAACAAGUACGUGACUGCCGUUCCGAACCAGUGCUGUACAAUGGUCUAAUCUUGAAUUGGUCUGGUUAUGAACACACCUCUGGUGGUGUUGAACGUACCGUACCCUCAAUGUGUGGUCAACGCAGAUGUCCCAAUGGUUAUACUGGACCUAACUGCCAACAGUUGCAAGUUGACAAGGAACCACCAGUAGUCGAACACUGUCCUGGAGAUUUGUGGGUUAUUGCCAAGAAUGGUUCUGCCGUUGUUACUUGGGAUGAACCUCACUUUAGCGAUAAUAUUGGUGUAACGAAAAUAGUCGAACGUAAUGGCCAUCGUCCUGGUACCACACUUUUGUGGGGCUCUUACGAUAUAACUUAUAUCGCCUCAGAUGCCGCUGGCAAUACAGCUUCCUGCAGUUUCAAGGUUUCAUUAUUGACUGAAUUCUGUCCUCCCUUGGCCGAUCCUGUGGGUGGUGCACAAGUUUGCAAAGAUUGGGGUGCCGGUGGCCAGUUUAAGGUAUGUGAAAUUGCCUGUAAUCCUGGCUUGAGAUUCUCCGAAGAAGUUCCUGAAUUCUAUACUUGUGGUGCUGAAGGCUUUUGGCGACCAACUCGUGAUACUUCUAUGCCUCUUGUGUAUCCCUCAUGUUCUCCUUCUAAACCUGCCCAACGUGUGUUCCGCAUUAAAAUGCUCUUCCCCUCGGAUGUGCUUUGCAACAAGGCCGGUCAAGGAGUACUUAGACAAAAGGUUACCAACUCUGUUAAUUCUCUUAAUCGUGAUUGGAACUUCUGUUCGUAUUCUGUGGAGGGAACUAGGGAGUGCAAGGAUAUUCAAAUCGAUGUCAAGUGUGAUCACUAUCGCGGCGGUCAAAGUAACCGUAAUAAACGCCAAGUCAAGGAUGGUGGAGUUUAUGUUUUAGAAGCUGAAAUUCCAGUAUUGAACGACGCCGAUGAACCAGACACACGUGGUCGACAAGGACGCCAACAAACUGGCGGCGACACAUACACGCUGGAAAUUUCUUUCCCGGCAGUGAACGAUCCCGUGAUACACACUUCCUCGGGAGAACGUUCCACCGUUAAGACUUUGUUGGAGAAACUUAUUUUGGAGGAUGAUCAAUUUGCUGUGCAGGAUAUAUUGCCCAAUACUGUACCUGAUCCAGGUUCUUUGGAGCUGGGCUCUGAAUAUGCUUGCCCUGUGGGCCAAGUUGUCAUGAUACCCGAUUGUGUUCCCUGUGCUAUUGGCACUUUCUACGAUACCACCAACAAGACUUGUAUUGCCUGUGAACGCGGCACCUAUCAAUCUGAAGCCGGCCAAUUGCAAUGCAGCAAGUGUCCUGUUAUAGCUGGUCGCCCUGGCGUUACUGCUGGACCAGGAGCUCGCUCGGCAGCCAAUUGCAAAGAACGCUGUCCUGCUGGCAAAUACUUUGACUCUGAAACCGGUUUGUGCAGACCUUGUGGUCAUGGCUUUUAUCAACCCAAUGAAGGUUCCUUUGGCUGUGAAUUGUGUGGUUUGGGACAAACUACACGUUCGGCUGAAGCUACAUCACGCAAAGAAUGCCGUGAUGAAUGUUCUUCGGGCAUGCAGCUGGGUGUGGAUGGUCGUUGUGAACCCUGUCCUCGUGGUACUUAUCGCCUGCAAGGAGUACAACCUUCUUGUGCUGCCUGUCCUUUGGGUCGCACUACACCCAAGGUGGGCUCCAAAUCAGUGGAAGAAUGUACCUUACCCGUUUGCUCACCCGGUACCUAUCUCAAUGGUACCCUCAACAUGUGUGAAGAAUGUCCCAAGGGCUUCUAUCAAUCCGAGUCUCAACAAACUACUUGCAUACACUGUCCACCCAACCAUAGUACUAAGAUUACCGGCGCCACCUCUGCUUCAGAAUGUACAAAUCCCUGUGAACAAAUUGCCGAAGGCAGACCGCAUUGCGAUCCAAAUGCCUAUUGCAUAUUGGUGCGCGAAACCAAUGACUUCAAGUGUGAGUGUAAACCAGGCUUUAAUGGCACUGGCAUGGAGUGUACUGAUGUGUGCGAUGGUUUCUGUGAAAAUCAAGGCAACUGUGUCAAGGACUUGAAGGGUACACCUUCCUGUCGCUGUGUGGGUUCAUUUACUGGACCUCAUUGUGCCGAACGUUCCGAAUUUGCCUACAUAGCUGGUGGUAUUGCCGGUGCCGUUAUCUUCAUCAUAGUCAUAGUGCUAUUGAUUUGGAUGAUUUGCGUGCGCUCCACUAAGAAACGUGAUCCCAAGAAGAUGCUUUCGCCAGCUAUGGAUCAAACAGGAUCUCAAGUGAACUUCUAUUAUGGAGCUCAUACGCCGUAUGCGGAAUCUAUUGCUCCUUCACAUCACAGCACGUACGCUCACUACUACGAUGAUGAGGAAGAUGGUUGGGAGAUGCCAAAUUUCUACAAUGAGACCUACAUGAAGGAUGGUUUACAUGGUGGCGGUAAAAUGAGUACCUUGGCUAGAUCGAAUGCUUCUCUGUAUGGCACCAAGGAUGAUCUAUAUGAUCGGCUAAAACGACAUGCCUAUACAGGCAAAAAAGAAAAGAGUGAUAGUGAUAGUGAAGUACAGUAAACACGAUAAAUUAUGAUAUGGCUUUAGUAAUGAAAGAAGUGGAUAUAAAUUGUAUGAAUAUUUUUGGAGUAUUUUUAAAAGGAAGCUAAUUUAAUUAAGAUGAAAUUCAUUACUAAACGCCUACUAUGCUGGGAGCAUCCCAAAGCUCUUUAGGCAUGUACAUACAAAUAACAAAAACAAGAAGAAAUUUGAUAAAAGCUUUAUAUUGAUUUGCUGUAAUUUUGUGUAUAAAAAAAAAACUCAUUGGAAAAUGUAAAAUUGUCUACUCCUUUUUACUAACGACUUUUUUAUUUUGUUUCUUCUUAGCUUUUCAUUAUUUUUUAUUAUUUUAUUGCUUUAUUUUUAAUUUGUCUUUUAUAAUUAAGUAAAAUUAAGUGAAAAUUACUCAGCUUAAUGUAAAGCUUUUAAAAAGCUAUUAAAAAUCACAUUUCGAAAAACAAAUCAAAACAAACAUACACUAUACAAAACAACAACAACAAAAAUGCAAUAUGUUUUAACCAACAAAUUUUAUUUUUUAAUUAAAUAUUAAUUUAAACAAACCAACAAAAAAUAAUUAAUGAAAAAAUAUUUUCUUUAUACUCGUAAAUAUAGAAAUAUAAAUAUUUAAUGUUUUUUUUUUAUAUAAGAGUGCAUGUGCUUCUAGUUCGUAUUGUUUAAUUUAUAGGUAUUUUAUUAUAUUUUUUUUCAAAUUUUGUAAUUUAAUUAUAAACAACAACGACAACAAUUACAACUUAUAAAUGCAUAUUUGUCCUCAAAACAUUAAAGUUACGAACAUUUUAGUCUUUACAAUGAAAAAAAAUAUAUAAAUUAAUUAAAUAUUGUUAGCAUACGUUUUUGUACCAUAACUCAAAAGACUAGUUAUAUAGAAAUUGUUUUUUUUAUAUUAUUCUUUAAUAUAAAUAUAUAUUAUUAUAAACAUAAAUUAAUGCGAUAACUCAUAAUUUCAAUAAUUUUUAAAUCUGACUACUUUCUAAUUGUAUUUAUAAGCAGAAUGCAAUACAAAAUAAAAUAAAACAAAAUAAAAUUUAUUAUUAAAUAAAUAAAUAAAAAAAUAAAUAAAAAUUAAAUAAA